AUGGGUGAGAAGCCUGAAGCUUUAGAUGCUGUUCUUAAGGAAACUGUGGAUUUGGAAAACAUUCCCAUUGAGGAAGUUUUUGAGAAUUUGAGAUGCACGAGAGAGGGCCUUUCAAGCGAGGGUGCUCAAGAGAGAUUAGCCAUUUUUGGACACAACAAACUUGAGGAGAAGAAGGAGAGCAAAUUCCUCAAGUUUUUGGGGUUUAUGUGGAACCCUCUCUCAUGGGUUAUGGAAGCUGCGGCUAUAAUGGCUAUUGCUCUUGCUAAUGGAGGAGGUAAGCCUCCAGAUUGGCAGGAUUUUGUGGGUAUCAUAACGUUACUCGUGAUAAACUCCACUAUUAGUUUUAUUGAGGAGAACAAUGCUGGCAAUGCAGCUGCUGCUCUCAUGGCCCGUCUCGCUCCAAAAGCAAAAGUUUUGAGAGAUGGAAGGUGGAAUGAGGAAGAGGCAUCGAUUUUGGUGCCUGGUGAUAUCAUUAGUAUCAAACUAGGUGAUAUAAUUCCUGCUGAUGCUCGUUUGCUUGAGGGCGAUCCACUGAAAAUCGACCAGUCUGCUUUGACGGGCGAGUCUCUUCCUGUGACAAAGGGACCAGGUGACGGUGUGUAUUCUGGUUCGACUUGCAAACAGGGAGAAAUCGAGGCUAUCGUUAUAGCCACUGGGGUCCACACGUUUUUUGGAAAGGCUGCUCACCUUGUCGAUAGCACUAAUCAAGUCGGGCACUUCCAGAAGGUGCUUACCUCAAUUGGAAACUUUUGCAUUUGCUCGAUUGCGGUUGGCAUGAUAAUCGAGAUUAUCGUGAUGUACCCUAUUCAGCACAGAGCAUAUCGCCCCGGGAUAGACAAUCUUCUCGUGCUCCUCAUUGGUGGAAUUCCUAUUGCCAUGCCAACUGUCCUUUCGGUCACGAUGGCCAUUGGUUCUCAUCGCUUGGCCCAACAGGGAGCUAUUACCAAGAGAAUGACGGCUAUAGAGGAGAUGGCUGGCAUGGACGUGCUUUGCAGUGAUAAGACGGGAACUUUGACUUUGAACAAGCUUACUGUUGACAAGAAUCUGAUCGAGGUUUUUGCGAAAGGUGUUGAUGCAGACACAGUUGUAUUAAUGGCAGCUCGAGCUUCGAGGACCGAAAAUCAAGAUGCUAUAGAUGCUGCUAUAGUCGGGAUGCUGGCUGAUCCCAAGGAGGCACGAGCUGGCAUUCGAGAGAUUCACUUUCUUCCUUUUAACCCAACUGACAAGCGAACAGCUUUGACUUACAUUGAUGGUCAAGGAAAAAUGCACAGGGUCAGCAAAGGUGCACCCGAGCAGAUUCUUCACCUUGCACACAAUAAGUCAGAGAUUGAGCGAAGGGUUCAUGCUGUGAUCGACAAAUUUGCCGAAAGAGGUCUGAGAUCGCUUGCGGUGGCAUACCAGGAAGUUCCAGAAGGAACAAAAGAGAGUCCUGGUGGGCCAUGGCAGUUCAUUGGUCUAAUGCCCCUCUUUGAUCCUCCGAGACACGACAGUGCAGAAACCAUAAGAAGGGCUUUAAAUCUAGGAGUCAACGUCAAAAUGAUAACUGGCGAUCAGCUAGCAAUCGGAAAAGAAACCGGACGGAGGCUAGGAAUGGGAACUAAUAUGUAUCCCUCUUCGGCUUUACUCGGACAGAACAAGGAUGAAUCAAUUGCUGCUCUUCCAGUUGAUGAGCUCAUCGAGAAAGCCGAUGGUUUUGCCGGUGUCUUCCCUGAGCACAAAUACGAAAUUGUGAAGCGCCUGCAAGCAAGAAAACACAUAUGUGGAAUGACUGGUGACGGAGUAAAUGAUGCUCCUGCUUUGAAAAAGGCUGAUAUUGGAAUUGCUGUGGCUGAUGCCACUGAUGCUGCUAGAAGUGCUUCAGACAUUGUUCUUACCGAGCCUGGACUUAGCGUGAUUAUAAGCGCCGUGUUAACUAGUCGAGCAAUAUUCCAGAGAAUGAAGAAUUAUACGAUUUAUGCUGUCUCUAUUACAAUUCGUAUAGUGGUUGGUUUCAUGCUGUUAGCCCUCAUAUGGAAGUUCGAUUUUCCCCCUUUCAUGGUGCUUAUCAUUGCAAUUCUCAAUGAUGGUACCAUUAUGACCAUAUCAAAAGAUAGAGUGAAACCAUCUCCACUGCCUGACAGCUGGAAGCUUGCCGAGAUAUUUGCAACAGGUGUCAUUCUCGGUGGUUACCUUGCAAUGAUGACCGUCAUUUUCUUCUGGGCGGCUUACAAAACUAAUUUCUUUCCGCAUGUAUUUGGUGUGUCGACACUUGAGAAAACGGCACACGAUGACUUUCGGAAGCUUGCUUCAGCCAUAUAUCUUCAAGUCAGCACUAUCAGCCAGGCUCUUAUAUUCGUCACAAGGUCCCGAAGUUGGUCAUAUGUCGAACGUCCCGGUUUGCUUCUUGUGGCAGCAUUUGUGAUUGCGCAACUGGUAGCUACGCUUAUCGCGGUAUAUGCGAAUUGGAGUUUUGCAGCAAUUGAAGGGAUCGGUUGGGGCUGGGCAGGCGUGAUUUGGCUCUAUAAUAUCAUUACUUACAUCCCACUCGAUAUAAUCAAAUUCUUGAUCCGCUACACGCUCAGUGGAAAGGCUUGGGAUCUUGUUCUUGAACAAAGGAUUGCAUUCACCAGGCAAAAGGAUUUCGGGAAAGAGCAGCGUGAGCUGAAAUGGGCUCAUGCACAGAGGACCCUUCACGGGUUGCAAGUGCCCGACACCAAACUGUUUAACGAAACAAACAAUUUCUCGGAACUUAAUCAGUUGGCUGAGGAAGCUAAAAGAAGGGCUGAGAUUGCAAGGCUAAGGGAAUUGCACACGCUGAAAGGUCAUGUCGAGUCUGUUGUGAGGCUGAAGGGUCUCGAUAUAGACACAAUUCAGCAAGCUUACACCGUAUGA
Molecule: messenger RNA, 2871 nt
Organism: Striga hermonthica
Lineage: Eukaryota; Viridiplantae; Streptophyta; Magnoliopsida; Lamiales; Orobanchaceae
Source: the annotation of a GenBank genome assembly